Mesorhabditis spiculigera is the source of this 1761-nucleotide messenger RNA. NCBI's taxonomy places the organism in Eukaryota, Metazoa, Nematoda, Chromadorea, Rhabditida, Rhabditidae. The record is from the annotation of a GenBank genome assembly.
AUGAGCCUUCGUGCUCCCCUCAACGGUGCUGCGGCUCCAGCGUUCUUCUGGCUUCUCCUGAUCUGCAACAACAACGGCAACCCCACUCUUCCCGAUGCCGAGAAACCGCCAACGUGCAACUACCGUCCGUUUCUUUGUUAUGCGUACGAGCGCCUCAAUUCCUCCUAUCCAGACUGGCUCCAACAAUCUGAUGAGAAGUGUACCGAUUGCACAAUGGAGACACCGUGUGACAAUACGAAGACCAUUACUGGGCACACUGACGGGGUUCGACCGGUGGUUGUGGCCAAAUGUCGCCCGCAGUUUUGCAAAGCAGACGCUGCUCCGUCGAACGAAACCGAUUGCAUCCAGCCUGUGUCGGUGAACGGAGAAAAAGUCUUCUUCCCGUUCAACAUCUGCCCGCGAGAGAUGAUCACCGGGACUCCACCGCCUCGAGGAGAUCCCACCCAGCUCGCCUUCGCCGAAAAGGGACACAUCGCGUUACAAGUCAAGAAGCUACCGGAGCUGCCUAAAGGCGGGGACCUUGAGCUGAACAUCAUCACCGAGAUGCUCCACGAUCCGGUUGCCAUCGCAAGAAAGCUCUUCCACGAACUCGCGCACGGCUACAUGGUCUCGGAAACGAAUGGGAAUCCGCGCAGAACAUUUCAUCACGAGGAAUUGAAAGCUUUGUUCCACCACGCCCGCAUCAUCGUUGGCGGGAUGAAUGGUGUUGCUCGCGUCUCCGGGUCGACUUGGAUCGUUGGAGACAUCCAUGGAGAUUUCAACACCCUCGCUCGUAUAUUCGCCGCCUACUCGGAAAAGGCGUCGCCAGGCCAAAAUAUCGUGUUCCUUGGCAAUAUCGUCGAUCGUGGCAAACGCCAGUUGAUGUCUGUCGUGCUGAUAGUCGCCGGUUUGGUGCUCUAUCCCGAUAGGAUCUUCUACGUGUCCGGCAAUCACGAACUGCCACAUGUCCACUACGCCUAUGAUUUUUGUCUGGAACUGAUUGAUGAGGAAUACACCGAGUCGUGCUGCCAGCAGAUUCGAGCCAUGUUCGCUAGCCUGCCCAUUUUGGCCCUGAUCGACAACCGCAUACUGGCCAUGCACGGGGGCAUCGGCCCAGAAUUGACACGCGAAACCGUCGAUGCAGGAUUCCAGCCGAGCGACGACAUGCACGAUGAUCUGCGCAUCGCCGUUCUCUGGAGUGACCCCAAUCAUCAGGUCAAAAAGUAUGCUUGGAACCGCGUGCGUGAGACUGGCUAUUUCUACGGCGAGGAGGCGAUCGAAGAAAUCCGCCGUGAGCUCGGCAUUCAAUUCAUCGUCCGGGCUCAUCAAAUGAUGAACAUCGGCGUGCAGUUUUUUGGCGACUGGUUGAUCUCCAUCUUCACAUCAACAUGGAGAAAGCCGGAAAAUAACCCCCUGUCGGCGGAUGAGCAGACCAUGCUUCGCGCGAAUACCAGAGAGGGCAUGCACUUCAGGAAUAAAAUCAUUCGGGAUGAGGAGCCGAACCCGGAGAUUGGCGGUAUCUUGGCGUACGACGGUAACAAUCGAUUGUCGAUGAUCCAUUUCAUCCCCACCAAAUACACCUACAACACACACGCCGACUUCGCGAAAGCAUUCGAGCGCAAAACGGCAACGGAUCUGGCCUUUUCGGAGAAUAUCUGCAACAGGCCCGUAUGGCGCACGGCGCCCUCCUCACGUUCUCAUAAUGAUGCGACGGCUUCCCGGACUCCAGACGCCCCGGACGACGUCAAGGACAGUUUAUCGACUGCGCCUCCUCCGACGAAA